Daktulosphaira vitifoliae (grape phylloxera) is the source of this 473-nucleotide messenger RNA. RefSeq lists its product as uncharacterized. The record is from RefSeq and is a predicted model, not a curated record. The transcript is spliced from 2 exons. NCBI's taxonomy places the organism in Eukaryota, Metazoa, Arthropoda, Insecta, Hemiptera, Phylloxeridae. Bases 97 to 435 code for a protein of 112 amino acids.
UCUGUUUUGAUCAUUCUCUGUAUUUAAUAUUCUAUUGAUAUAUCUAAUAAUUAUUAUCAUUUUAUAAUACAGGGACAUACACCUUGUCAUAUUGCAAUGCAGUUUGGCCACGAGGAAGUUUACAAAAUACUAGUAGAGUCUUAUGGAGCCGAUCCAAAUGUGCGCGACUGGAGCGGUCGUAAGCCUAGGCAGUAUCAGACAAAUAAAGACACUAGCCUAUCAGCAGACACGUACCGCAGUGAGUAUACUUGUGAAAAAACAAAAUUCCUGUUCAACUCCUUGCCUAGGCCAAAGCGUCGCAAUAAAACCAUCAACGUCCUGUCAUCCUUAUCAUUUUCGCAUGUUACCAAUUCAUCUAAAUGCAUGAAAGAAAAACACUUUAAAUCACGCCAACAGCCUUCCUUGUAUCAUCACUAUGCUAUAAAACGAAUUUAACAUAAACAUCUCUUACUUCAAGUCUAGUCAAUUUUUAA